CAUGACAACCGUUGCUAUCCACCAUAUUGGAGUCCUUCCACAUGUAAACAAACAGUAUCAGAUUACGACAAAAGAUCAGAAAGUCAUGGUUCACUGUAUCGUUGUUGGUUGUGGAGUCAAAACUAAAAACAAAGAGGGAUAUGGAAUGUUUYGUAUACCUUCUGUCAUUGAGAAUCAGGGAGAAAGUUAUGAAAAACUGACUCAAGAAAGGAGAGAUCGAUGGAUUUCUGCGAUAAGUCGCRACGACAUUCACUAUAAAGAUGUAWUGACCACGGASCGAGUUUGCGGGAAACAUUUUGUUUCUSGUAGGCCGGCUAUGGCUUGGGACAAAUUCCACGAAGACUGGAUACCCACUCAACWUCUUGGGAAAAAGAAUUAUACAUGCCGUAACCCCAAUACUGUCAAGGAGAAAGCAGUCAGAGUCAAGGUUCGUGGUCAAAUUCGCGAACAGCUUCUACAAGAGGCGCGAGAAAAAGAAGAACAUGAAAGAUUAUUGCGGGAAAAAGAAGAACAAGAUAGAGUACUAAGGGAGAAGAAGAAAGAAUGCUUAAAGAACAUCUCGAACGGGAGAUUGAAACCAAGCGACUAA
Molecule: messenger RNA, 589 nt
Organism: Exaiptasia diaphana
Lineage: Eukaryota; Metazoa; Cnidaria; Anthozoa; Actiniaria; Aiptasiidae
Exons: 1
Coding region: 2-589 (195 amino acids)
Source: RefSeq, a predicted model, not a curated record